AAGGUUUGCCGUGUCCCGUGGUUCUUUCUAUGGUUCCGUUUCAUGGUUUUGCUUGAGAUGCGAGCGAUUUGCAUGUUUAGCUUUUACGUCAGUAGUAAUAUUAAUGUGUAAAGCGCUCACUGCAAUCUAAGACAUGGAUACCGGGGACGAAAAAACUCUGCAUGAAUCCCUAAAGCAAUACGAGCAGCAACUUGAAGCGGUCGAACUCGCUCUUGCGUCUAGCACUGUUGAAUCUCAGGCUGCUGACUUAUUGGAAUUAAAACAAAACUUGGAAGAAGUCAUUAGCCUUACCAAAGCGACGCUGCGUGGUGUGGUAGAUGAAGACUCGUCCACACAUCAGGGGCAAGUUCACGAUGGCACUGACAUCGACGAGGAGUUUGCAAGGUUUCAGGCAGAAAUGGCAAGCCUUGGGGCUUCACCAGAACUCCAAGAUCAAGCAGCCACUGCUGCUGAGGACCAUUCUAAGGAGCUUGCAGAACUUGUGGAUCACCUAGAAGGCUCUAAAGUGCAGGCACCAUUUUCCAAAGACUGGGGACAGAUGUCAUACCACAGUGCCAUUGUUCUCUCCGUUAAUGCUUCUGACAUCACUCAUGUUGAUGAUAUCAAAGUCAACGUUAUGUUCACCCACCCUACUGUGUCAGCCAUGAAGCCAUGUUCAUUCUUCCUAGAAGGUCGCUGCAAGUUUAGCCAGGAACGAUGUCGCUUCUCUCAUGGCCAUGCUGUUGCGCUGUCUGAGCUGCGUGAAUAUUCUGAGCCCAGCUUCAGCACUUUCAAACCUGGCUCACCGUGUCUUGUGAAGAGCGGCAUAGAUGGCCUGUGGCAGCUGGCUGCCUUGGAGUCCAUUGGUGAACGGCAAGACGAGGUCAUGGUCUGUCUUUCCCACUCUGGGAAAACAGUGUCCAUUGGAGUUGAGGAUGUCUUUCCUUGGAAGACAAUAGAGGAGUGGAAAAGCUCAGACUCUGAUUGUGAUUCUCAGCCAGCUGCUGAUGCUGUGUCAAUCACUGGUGCUGCGGAGGAUGAGCAGGAGGGUGUGCCCAUUGUUGCUUGGUCUCGUACCGCAUCUGGUUUGCCUCUAGGAGCUUGGGAGAAGCACACAAAGGGUAUUGGUUAGCUGAUGGAGAAAAUGGGCUAUGUUUGGGGGUAA
This is a messenger RNA of Dermacentor silvarum, 1144 nucleotides long. RefSeq names its product zinc finger CCCH-type with G patch domain-containing protein-like. The record is from RefSeq and is a predicted model, not a curated record. NCBI's taxonomy places the organism in Eukaryota, Metazoa, Arthropoda, Arachnida, Ixodida, Ixodidae. Gene Ontology annotation, cellular component: nucleus. Gene Ontology annotation, molecular function: DNA-binding transcription factor activity, RNA polymerase II-specific; RNA polymerase II cis-regulatory region sequence-specific DNA binding; metal ion binding. Gene Ontology annotation, biological process: negative regulation of DNA-templated transcription; regulation of transcription by RNA polymerase II.